This is a messenger RNA of Xylaria bambusicola, 1930 nucleotides long. RefSeq lists its product as uncharacterized. The record is from RefSeq and is a predicted model, not a curated record. The transcript is spliced from 8 exons. The coding region runs from base 1 to 1428 and encodes 475 amino acids. Lineage: Eukaryota; Fungi; Ascomycota; Sordariomycetes; Xylariales; Xylariaceae.
AUGCAUGGAAAAAAGCAUCCAGCAAAGAAUUCCAAUCCCCAAUCGUGGGGCCCAUGGAGUGAUUGGAAAUGGGACCAUAUCCAACAAAGAUGGUAUGCAGAACGAUUCGAUUACCAAGGCAACGUUGAGUGCCAAUAUGACAACGAUGCGCCUACCGCCGGUGAUCGUGACAGCACGCCUCGCACCGAAGGGGAGAUCGAUCAACUGACGGCGGGUCUUGGUGACCUUAACGUCAACUCCGGCUACGACCAAGGCAUCGGCUACGCAGACCAGGGCGGUUUGUCAGUAAGCAGUUCUAUUCCUGAUAUUCCCACAUCUCCACAGUAUAUACACGAUUCGUCUUACCACGACCGCCAUGGCUAUUCGCAUUCGCAUUCGCAUAGGGACAAAGGUAAAGGGAUAUCAAACGCCGCUUCCCACGAUAGCCACUACGAUGGUUAUGACGAUUAUGACGACGGACAGAGUCAGUCUGGCUCGGUUCAUCCGGCAGCAAGUUCGUACAGUCAACAGAAUUAUUCUGAACAUAUAGGCUCGGCAUUUGAAUCAGAAGACCAUGGAAUGCCCAACACACCAUUGUUUUCGAGCGGUAGUGCAGGCGGCACUAGCAGUUCCUAUUAUUCGCACUCAAGCGACCACGACGACUACGAACUCCAACAGGCGCUGAAGAACAGUCGCGAUGAACUGCUCGGGAAUAAUCGCCCUGGCGGGCCAUCUACUUCAGGAGGUCAAUACGAUCCGGGGACCAUUUACCCUGGUACCUACGAGCUGAGCCCUAAUUUUGACGUUGGUGAUGGUGAAACAACCCCCCGCGGCACGCCAGUUCCAUCGCGAACUGAUUAUGUAGACACAUCUGUCAUUCGCGGAACCCCGGGGAAUGUGGAGCCGGUUGACCACCGGUUCGUUGUAGAGCAUUCUUACAAGUUUCAACCCGGUGAGGUAUUUAAAAUCUUGUGGUCAGAGCCUACAGGUCAAGUGGCCGGCGAUGCAACAAUAUCCGAUAUCAGGGCCAUACAUGACGCGCGGGGUGAUUUCUAUGUUGGCUUUCGAAGGUUUAUAAUAGUGUCUACAGAUGAGAGUCAUCAUAGCACCUGCGUGCCCAUCUUGACGUACGAUCGACGAGGUUGUGGUAAAAAAGGUGUCCGACCUAGUAAACAUGGUAUCAUUUAUGCAGUAGGGCAGAAGCCCAAACUCUUGCGGAAUGAACCUGAGCUAGGGUUUGACCCAGUACCACUCGAGAUCUACGCUGACGGGGAAACACUCGCAAGAGAAUCCCGGGUCAACUACUCGAAGCUUGUUACCAUUGAACACAACGUCAAGGUGUUCUUCAUUGGCCGCAUCCCCUACCAUUACUUUGAGAGCGUCUCACACGCAGUCGACAAAUGUUGGAGCGACAAAAUGCACAAGUCGAGCAAGAGGACGAGAAGAUGAAAUCUACCGCAUAAAUGCAAAACGUUCCGCUUACCCUCUGGCCAUCCGAGGCUGUUUUUGAACAGCACCUAUACAUCAAUUACGUUGAGAUAGGGGAAUGCUUGUUCCCCCCUUUCCUCCCGUCGCUUCUAUUCUAUAUAGCAGCUGACGAUGAUCUUUUAUUUACCUUAAGAACUACGUUUUUUUUUGGGUUUGUUUUUUCCCCCUACAUUACUUUCUCUGCAGUCAUGUCAUGAUUGGAGGGCACGAUGGUAAAAUUUACGACAGACAGACCGUCCAUGAGCAUUAGAUAUGAUAGGGCAGUCAGAACGAUACAGGCUCAGUCAGCAUAUUUCUCUUGAAUCUGACGACGUAACGCGCGUUCUUUUUUUUCUUUUUCUUUUUCUUUUUUCUCUCUAACUCCCGUAUUCUGAGGUUUUUCUUUUCUUUUCUUUUCUUUUCGUUCUUAUUUUGCUGACUUUUCAAAAACAAGUUCCCUCCCUGUCUUGUUCUCUUCCUCCCA